AUGUUGGACACAUUUGAGGUACUGACGACCUCCGGCGUGGUACUGUGGUCGCGCAGAUAUUCUCCGGUCGGCCCGCACAUCAUCAACAGCCUCAUCCGCGAUGUCUUCAUCGAGGAGCGCGUGCAACCGCAAGCCGAAGAUGCGGGCUCAAAACCGACAUAUCGGAAAGAGGGUUACACCUUGAAGUGGACAACCGCAAAAGACUUGGGGCUCAUCUUUGUGGCAGUUUAUCAGUCACUGGUGCACAUGACAUGGAUAGACAAGCUCCUCGACAACAUCCGCGCCCUCUUCAUCGGACUCUACGGUGAACAGUUGAAAACCAAGCACAGCAGCGUGGUGAAUUGCGACAAGUUCGCGCCAUACUUCGAGCGCCAGAUACAGGACCUCGAGGGGCAAAGCGAUAGCGGUUUCUCCGCACCGGGCACCAAACUCACCCCUCCUUCCAGCGCAGACAACGAAAGCGCAGAUGAGUUUGACCCUAAGAUACCUCCUUUACAAAAACAACAUAAACCCCAGCACGAUACAUCGGCAGAUUCGACACCGGUCCCAACUCCAGAUACCUCACGGCCGACCACGCCUGCACAAAGCCACCUGCUUACCGGAAGGGCGGGGCCGGGUGCAAAAUUGUCAAGAAGAGGAAAGAAAAAGGCUGCGGCAUUGACCUCCGCGCCUGCCUCAUCAGGGGACGAAGCUUCUGUUAAGCGGAAGGGCAAGGGCUCGGCAAAGAAAAACAGAGUAUGGGGAGACUUCGGUGCGGAAGAGGAAGACCCGUCCAUGGUGUUAGACUAUUCACAAUCGGACCUCAGAGACGAGGCACCAGAAGGCGAAGCCUUGGCAGAAGUCAACCCCGAAUCAUGGGGUAGCAGAACUGGCAAAGGCCAGUUUGUACUAAAAGAUCUGGAUCUGGAAAUGGAUCAAAUAAUAGCAGAGCAGAAUGCGAAGAAGGAAACUUCAACAUCUGCAGUAUCAGGGGGUGGCCUUGUAGGAUCGAGCUUAGGCGCAAUAGGAGGAUUGUUCCGGAAUGUAGUAGGCGGAAAGACACUCACAGAAGAGGACCUUGCCAAGCCGCUGAAGGGUAUGGAGGACCACUUACUCAAGAAAAACGUCGCACGAGAAGCCGCAGUGCGCUUAUGCGACAGCGUAAAGCGAGAUCUUGUUGGCCUAAAGACGAGCUCUUUCACCACUGUGGAAGCCACACUCCGCACCUCCAUGGAAAAGGCCCUCGCCAAGAUCCUCACCCCCACCUCCUCCCUCGAUCUCCUCCGCGAGAUCCAAACCGUCAACGCUUCAGGCCGCCCUUAUGUCCUCUCCAUCGUUGGCGUCAACGGUGUCGGCAAAUCCACCAACCUCUCCAAAAUCGCCUUCUUCCUGCUGCAGAAUCACCACCGCGUGCUGAUCGCCGCCGCAGACACGUUUCGCUCCGGCGCCGUCGAGCAGCUCCGCGUCCACGUGCGGAAUCUCCAGGAGCUCAGCAAGCGCGAGGGUGGCCAGGUCGAUCUCUUCGAAAAGGGGUAUGGCAAAGACGCUGCGAAUAUCGCGGCUGAUGCUGUUACGCACGCCGCGAAGACGAAUUUCAACGUCGUGCUCAUUGACACGGCGGGCCGAAGGCACAACGACCAGCGACUCAUGUCCUCGCUGGAGAAGUUCGGCAAACUAGCUAAGCCGGAUAAGAUCCUCAUGGUUGGUGAGGCGCUCGUGGGCUCCGAUUCCGUUGCCCAAGCGCGCAACUUCAACCAAAGCUUUGGUCCUGGCAGAGGCCUGGAUGGCUUUAUCAUCAGCAAGUGUGACACUGUGGGCGACAUGGUGGGUACGCUGGUUAGCAUGGUGCAUGCGACGGGUAUCCCGGUUGUCUUCUUGGGCGUUGGGCAGCAUUACGCUGACUUGAGGGGUUUGAAUGUUGGCAGUGUGUGUAGGCUUUUGAUGAGCUAG
This is a messenger RNA of Didymosphaeria variabile, 1929 nucleotides long. RefSeq lists its product as uncharacterized. Gene Ontology annotation, biological process: SRP-dependent cotranslational protein targeting to membrane. Gene Ontology annotation, molecular function: ATP hydrolysis activity; GTPase activity; GTP binding. Bases 1 to 1929 code for a protein of 642 amino acids. Gene Ontology annotation, cellular component: endoplasmic reticulum membrane; signal recognition particle receptor complex. The transcript has 3 exons. The record is from RefSeq and is a predicted model, not a curated record. NCBI's taxonomy places the organism in Eukaryota, Fungi, Ascomycota, Dothideomycetes, Pleosporales, Didymosphaeriaceae.